Messenger RNA from Alosa alosa (allis shad), 6307 nucleotides. RefSeq names its product fibroblast growth factor 7 (gene fgf7). The record is from RefSeq and is a predicted model, not a curated record. Gene Ontology annotation, biological process: positive regulation of gene expression; animal organ morphogenesis; positive regulation of peptidyl-tyrosine phosphorylation. Lineage: Eukaryota; Metazoa; Chordata; Actinopteri; Clupeiformes; Clupeidae. The transcript has 4 exons. Gene Ontology annotation, molecular function: type 2 fibroblast growth factor receptor binding; growth factor activity. Gene Ontology annotation, cellular component: cytoplasm. The coding region runs from base 3708 to 4319 and encodes 203 amino acids.
UAACUGCAAUGUAACAUCUACUGUGAUCUUUUCCCUUCAUAGAAAAUCGAUUUGAGCAUUAGCAAAAUAUCAGCUAAAUUUAGUUGCAAGUUUGGAGCAGAGAAAAAAUGAGAAAUCUGCUCUGUAGCUGAGGCAAGCCAGAGAUACUUCAUCUGGAUGUGUGCUCGGGUUAUUUAUAGAGCCGACGUAUGUUCAUAGGCACCAUCCCCAGAGCUCACCAAUUAUCAUGGAAUUUAGAAAGCAAAAGCUUAACAAACAGUCACAGAGCAACUAAACCCACCACCCAAGAAUAGCUUGACCUGAAACACAAUCCAUUCACCAGGCAUGAGUUCAGACAUAUCAAUACGAGACAGUGUAAACAAGUGUUUGUGACAUGUAUGUACAACACAUCAAAGAGCCAUCUCCUCUAAGUGCAUUCUAGACAAGAGGUGAAGUCAGUUUUAAGACACAUAUACUGACAAUUAAAAUGAUUUGCUAGGGUGAAUAUAAACAUUACCCAUGUCUAGGAUGCAAAGUAGACACAUUUUACCAAAGCUUGACUUCUGAAUCUGUGUAAAAUAUAUUUAUUGAUUGUUCAAAUGUAUUGGUACAGCAAAUCUAUAGUAGAAAAAUAAAUGGGAUAGGCAAACAAACGUCUCGGCUUUACCCUGCCUGAACCAUGACUUCAUCUUUCAUUACCCAAGCAUCACAACACAGCCACCACAGUCAUCGUCAUUUCAUUCACAACCACUUCAGUCAAAACAAACAAAUAAACAAACCAAAGAAAAAUGGAAAAUGGAAGUUGUGGCCAUAACAUGCUGGCCUGAACUUACUCAAUAAUGGAGUGAAGAUUUAAGGUCUGAUGAAGUUGCAGCUGUCGUGACAUACAUCAUCAGGUACAGCUGUCACUGCAGGUUUGGUCCCUUGUGGGACCACAUGCCACCUAUUUGACACCAAAGCGCUUGCUGGUUUUGUAACUGGGAACAAACAUGCCAUAAUAACCAGACAAGAGAAGAAAGCACUAAUGCUGAAGUUAGCACUUACACAAAUUACCUCUGUGACCUGAAUGACUUAGUAAUAUCCAUCCAUGCAACCAGCUUUGAUCAACUGAACCCGUGGAGCUGCACUUUUUAAAAAAAUCCACUACACAGCAUUAGAAAUAUAUUUCUUUUGGAACAGGAAAGCACUGUUUACAAUUGCAUUACAUUGCAAUUAAUUAUGGCUCGAUGAUGGGGAAGCCUGCAGUCACUGGAAAUAUACGGUCUUGCAGUUGUUCUCGAGCUUUGAAAGUGAUUUUACUUGUAAAAAUGCAACAUUGAAGCAGAGUACAUCAGUAAACCCCCAAAUUCGGGAUAAUAAGCACAAAAACCACACGGAAAUGUUGCUGUAAUUGGCCUUGGCCCUCCAAUGCAAUUUUAUGCUUGCGUGUCACAUUGCAAUCAGACUGUGUGCCGGUGUUACGUACUCUGGUGGAGCGCUGGUAGUCCAUUAAAGGGAAAGGUGAGGCUUUUACAGGCUAGCCGUGACUACAAAUGUGCAUGAAAUUCUGGCACGACCACACUCUUGUCAAUAAUCAAUUUGCCAUAAAGAAAGGGAGGGAGGGGGGAGGAGCGGGCGUAGUCACGCAGGGGCUGUGGGCCCACCUUGGGCCGCGCACUUCCUCCCCCUACUGUAAACUUCAGUGGUGCAGGGGCCUCCUUUCUAAGCUCUCUUUCAUCUAGCUUACAGCAUGCAACAAUUUAAACAAUAAAUUCAAACAACCUGUAUGACUGUUGCCAUCUGGAACAAAGAGGACCUAAAAAGGGCACAUUCGUUGCUUCACAUCAGAUGCUCUUAAAAGUGGUAGGCAAUCGCGGUGCGGUCACCCGGUGACAAAGUAGGGUAUUGAAUCAACAAAGAAUUCUAAAUUUAGCUACAAAUGUAGCCUGCAAGAAGAUGACAGCAUUUUUCAGUGAAACCAAACAUCCCAAAACAUUUUAUUUCACAUUCAUAUCAGCCAGCUUAUAAACUUUUAGAUAUUUUUUAAACAUAUACAUGCCGUUAUUUGCGUGGGGAAAUACUACAUUUCAUAUAAAGAUAACUUCCACACCAUUCACUGCACUAUUCCUAAUCAGGUGUAUAAUAGCCAAUUGUAAAAAAGCAAAAUAAAAUAAAAAAUAAAGCAUACAAGUUAUAAAAAGAAUAACCUUACCAAUUUCAUUAACAAAGGCUAUAAAUAUUUACCUCUUUCAAAAGUAUGUUUUUACAAAAUAAAGGCUUUUACACAACUUAGAAAUAGUUCCAUGUGUUGCCAGAUUCUUAGCCAGGAAAACUAAAGUACUCGUUGUUGCUGUAUUUGACAUUUAGCGGUCAAAAGCUGUAGCAGUGAAUCUGGGAAAUAGCAUUUAAAGACACAAGACCUUCCAGUAUUCUCCACUCUAUGUUUAUUCUCAUUUUCAUAUGUGUUUUGAGAUGUAUUUUUUUUAAAUGAUGGGAGGGACCCAGCUCCUCUAAGUAUCUCCAAAUAACAUGGCAAUGAGUGACAACUAAUAGAUCAGGCGUUUACAAGCACCAGUUAGAGUAAUUAAAGGGAGACCUGCACUCCAGACGUUUCUCCCACUUCAAGCAAAGCCUAUUCCCCACCCCGACAGACUCGAUCAUUAGGUACCAUGUGAACUUUUGAAGUGUCGAGUGCAAAAAAGGCCAGGUGUGUAAAACAGUAAAUUGUAGUCCUCCACACAAAGAGUGAAAGAAAGAAUGAAAGAAGUGAAAAGAAGUGAUAGAUAGAAUGACCUUUGACAAAGAUUGCCAACUCUGCUUGUAAUGUCAUCUGUUUCCAUCCUUCAAUGGUUGCCCGUCACUUGAAAUUUAUGGCUUCGAACAAUAUUUAAAAUAAGCCACUAGAUCGGGGUGAUUCUUUGAUGUUGUGUCUAUAGUGCUCCCAUGCACAUGAAAUGACUGUUUUGCAGAAACAUUUAACAGUUACAAAUUACCCCAUUUCCUGGAAAAUGCUCUAGAAGUGCUGGACUUCGCUAGACAGAGGUGUACAAACAGUCUCUCUGAGGUCGGGACUACAUGCAAAUCGAAGGGCACAUUCUUAGUGCAUACCAGAGGAAUAUCAGCUAUUCCUUAAGUUUAUGGCUCCCUCUCAUGACCAGUAGGGGCCUGGCAAAAAGCAACAGGCCCUCUCCCUUCCCUUUUUUCCCUUGCACUUCCUGCCCAGCAUCCAAGUGACAGCUGACUGGCUGAGAUGUAAUUGGUCUCAAGUGAGGUCAGCACGAGGCAUUUAUCUAAGCACACUGCAUAACAACAGAGCGAAGAUGCAUGGAGCAAUCCUCCCAGGGUCCACACACGCCACUGCACCACUCCACAGACCCAGCAGAGGCAGCGGCAGUGAGUGCCAGCAACAGCACCAGCUCAGGAAGGCAACUUUUAGGGAGACGGAUUUGGAGAGGACUAUCUGAUUUAACGGCAGACACCCCAUAAAUCUCUGGAAUCCACAUGAAAAUUGCCCCAAGAAAUGAUGCCCAUUGGAGGACUGUGGUUUUCAGCAACACCUGGAGACGAUGAAGAAACACUGGCUUGACGCGGAGUGAAAUUCCCACUAGCAGAUUCCCUGUGUUUGGUUUCCCUCAGAGGACCCCUGCUGUGUGGGGGAGACACCGGGGUCAGGGACCUCGUGGCCACACGUUACACCAGCGUGGACAUUUCAGUAUGGUGCUCAGGAAUCCCACCAGCAUUGCAUUAUAAUGCACAUAUGGAUGCUGACAUGGAACCUGCCAAAUUUGCUCUUUGGACUGUACUUGCAUACCUUCAUCCUAGUGGGCAGUGUGUCGUUGGCUUGCAGUGAUAGGACCCCGGAGCAACUGGCUGCAAUUACGAACUGUUCCAAACAUGAACGGCACACCAGAAACUAUGACUACAUGGAGGGAGGAGAUGUACGGAUCCGGAGACUGUUCAGCGGAACGCAGUGGUUUCUUACCAUCGAUGAUUCCGGCAUCAUCAGUGGAACGCAAGACCCCACCAACUGCUACAGUAUUCUAGAAAUCCGUACGGUCUCAGAGGGUGGCGUGCUAGCAAUCAAAGGUGUGAAGAGCAAGUACUACAUAUCCAUGAAUCGAACUGGAAUGCUGAGAGGCAAGAAAGAGUACAAUGAAAGCUGCAACUUCAAGGAGGUGUUCCUAGAAAAUUUCUACUCAGCAUAUUCGUCAGCCAAGUGGACAAAGCAGAAUGGCACAGAGAUGUUUAUAGCACUGUCACAACGAGGGAAGCCUUUGCGAGGGCGGAAAACACGCAAGGAGCACAUAUCGUGUCACUUCUUACCCAGAGAGUGUAAAGAGGAUGACAAGCAAGUGGACUGAAAGCUCAACUGUUCUUCACUGCCAAGGAGUCCGAGAUAAAGCCACUGCUGCUCCAGUUUGUAAAAAAAAAAACAUCCACACAUCAUAUUCAUUCUGAACAAUGUAGUCCAGCAUAACAGUAGGCCUACACAGGAUAUCAUUCAACACAUUCUGGCUAUAUUUUGUGUUGUUGGAAACAACGAGAAGGCUGACUUCUUAAUAUAUGAAUUGACCUAUUACAACAUGAAUUGUAUUUCCAUUGUGUGUUUUUGAAUGUAUUAUAUUUAUUGCAUUUAUAACAGAGCCUUCAUUAAAUUGCAAAUAUAGUUAUAGUAUAUAGUAAAUAAAGUUAGCAAACAAAGGCAGUGAUAGUUAUUAAAAACAGUUUUCAAAAGAUCAAGCCAAAAGGCCUUACAAAAUAAUUCUUUCCAAUGUUUUAAUUGUGAAAGACAGCAAACCAGUUAUAGUAUUAUUAUUAUUAUUAUUAUUAUUAUAAACUAAACAUAAAUCACAUAAGAUACCUAUAGUAUUAAGCUGUGCAUUUACAUCAAAAUUCCACGGUAUAAAAGAUAUUGUCAAUUCAGUGUGUAACAACUAGCUCACAUUCUUGUAUCUUUUGGGUGGCAUUUACUAUGUUGAAAUGCAAUUAGCUCAUACUGAGUAGCAUACUUACAAACAUUUGAGAAACUGAAAUGAGUUGUUUUUGAGUAAUUUAGUAGGAAUACUGUAAAUAAAGCAAGCUGGAUUUGCCUUUUACAGUAUACAGUAUGCAAAAAUGUAGGACAAUAGCAUGUGAAAGAAUGAAAUGUUUUAUAUCCAUGUCUAGAUGUUUAAAAAUAAUCUAUGUACUCAUAUAUCUGAUAGUUCAUUCAAUACUUCAAAUUUAAUUAAUACUAAAUAGCUGCUCCAUAAUUGCCUACUUGCUGUUUAGGGUCAACAUUUUUAGAGUUGAGCAUUUCAAGCUGCUGGUAAACCAAUAACCCUGUGACAGGUUUUGAGAGCACGUAAAAUUUAUCUUCCUUGAGACCUGAUCUGUUUCUACAGGUCAUUACCCUUUCUAUCAACUUCUUCUAGUCAACAGUCUAGCCUACUGUCUUUCAGUGGUCAUUCAGUGGUUAUUCCUAACUCUUUGAUUUAGACAUUCCAUAUUCUAACCAAAACAUCAUUGGAAUUCCAAGGCAUACAAAUUAGGAUUUAGGAAGAAAUACCCUAAUUUUCUUAUGUUACAACUUUUGCCUGAUGAACUGAACACACAAACUAGUUUUUGCUAGUUCACAAUUACAUAUAUUUGGCUUGGGUAUCAUGGUAUAAGCACAAACAUGACCCUAGCUACCUUGGCUGCAAAAAAACACUAAUGUGGCAGAGGUUUGGAGAGAAUCAAAGCUAAAAAUUAGCACACAUUCAAAAAUAUCAAACUUGUGAAAUCUGAGUUGAUGUCUACUUCACAUCUAUUAGGAAUCAGAGUAUUUCUGUUAUUUGAGUAAUGAGUAUUUAAAGAGAGAAAUUACUGCCUUAGUCAUCUCAUUUUAAACUUGGAACAAUUCUUCUUGGUACUCCUCAUUGUUCAGUUUUAUUUAUGUUAUUUAUAGAGACUCUGUGUGGAAUCAUGGAUGUUGUAAGAAGUGUUAUAUUCUUUGAUACAGUGUUUUUCUGUGACUCUCCACAACUCACCAAAAUGUAGGCACUUUCCCUGUAUAGUCAAGCCAUUGAACCCAACAAACACCAACCGACCCAAACAUGGAGCCCAACUGGGACAUCUCCGGAACCACGUCCUCAUUCUGCCACAGUCAAUGAACCAUCUCAACCUGGAGGUUCUGCAGACUCGCCUCGUGGACUGUAGCAAAAUAAAACUAUAAUCUGCCAACACACCAUAACAGCUAUUAAAAUAGGAUAUUUUGAAGUUGUAUGUUUUUUCUCUCUCGCUGCUGCUGUCAUUUAGAGAAUAAACACGGUCUGAUGUGAUUCUAUAUUUUUUAAAAAACUAUUAUAAUAAAAUAUCUAAACUUCAA